This is a messenger RNA of Desarmillaria tabescens, 1071 nucleotides long. RefSeq lists its product as uncharacterized. The coding region runs from base 1 to 1071 and encodes 356 amino acids. Lineage: Eukaryota; Fungi; Basidiomycota; Agaricomycetes; Agaricales; Physalacriaceae. The record is from RefSeq and is a predicted model, not a curated record. The transcript has 5 exons.
AUGUUUGAGUUCGAUGCUCGAGCAGCCAGCCCUCAGCCAGCAUCUGACGGACUUUUCGUCGAGCGAUUCGAGGCCUUUAUGGACAAGUCGCUUUCAGAUAUACAGACUUUUGCAACUCGUGAAAACCGGUCGUUCGAAGAGGGCCAGACCCGACGCAGCUUCGCAGAAUGGCAUAGCAAAUAUCUAUUCCAGUCGCACGUUUCGUUCUUUCUGGAUACCAAUGUCUCUCAUGAAGAACGUCUGACAUGUAUUAGAACGAUCCUUUGCGAUGUAUCUGGACUUCUGGAGACAUUGCACAAAAUAUCUGGCGUUGAAUCAUUCGUUCUUGCUGUGGAUCCACCCGAACCAGGUUUUGAAGGGUUUCUUGGAGGAUCUUUGCUCGGCCGUGAAUUUUGGAGGAACCUUCGAGGCGGCGGUGAUUCGGGCGCUCGAGCAUUCCGGUUGCAUUGUACAAAGCGCCUGGUAUCACAGACCUCAGCUCAAGGCUCCUCUUUGAGCACCGAUCCCGAAAUCGUUCAACAAAAACCGGCUCUAUCCUUGAAAGCGGAGCUGUACGAGAAGAUGCGGAAUGCUCUUAGGACAGCAAGCGGUAUCCGAAAUGCUGAAAUGAAAUGGACGAAUCCAGAUCGACUCGCCACGUAUGGUGUUACCCUUGUGGGUUGGCCAUCUACGGUACCGCUAGUUAAUCCCUCCAGCCUCAAGGCCAGUCAAAAUAAAGAGUUGUUGACCCUUCUUGAAAAUGGGACGAUGAAAUUCGUGAGGAUAUACGUAUCCCGAGAGCAAGAUGGAGUGCAACCACCUGCGCCUAGUACGGAGGACGACCCCGAUUCGUUUUCGUGGGCUAUUCAGUUCGAUGAUGCUCCUGUGCCGGUCCUCGAUGCAGCUAUAGAAUCGUCAGAUAUCGCGAAAAGACAGGAGUGUAUGCCUGGACGUUCACGAUCUCCAGAAGGACAUGAUGCGCAGGAUGAUCCUGGAGGACCGAGAAAACGACCAAAGUUAUCAGAACAUGCUAUGGAACAGGAGUCAAAUAAUAUAUCGCACACGUUGCAUUCCUUGCCUGCUGUAGAUUAG